AUGGAGAGCCCACCAGCCACUCUUCUGGAAGAAAGCCAGUACCGGAAAGUCCUAGAAAGAAGAACCAUGUUCUCUGGAAAACAGCUAGAAGAAUUAAAGAAGCUGUUCGUCAUGAACCCGUACCUCACCUCUGAACGCAAGAAUUCCAUAGCCUUGAAAACAGGUUUACCUCCGAGGGCCGUCCAGGUUUGGUUCAAGAAUCGCAGAGCAAAAGCCCGAAAAAGUGACCAAGAGUAUUUACCUCCAAAACAAGAAGCUCAACAACAGCACCCCGUGGAGGAAGAAGUCCAGACCAGCCCACCACCCAGGAGGAAUUUAGACUCAGAGUUCACGUCCCCAGAUGACUUCUCUCCUGGCCCUCUGGUUUAUGCACAGCACAGAGUCCCCUCAUUUCAGCUCAGCCUUUGUCCCAGCCCUAAAAAAUGCCACGCAGGCCACUUGGGCUGUCAUCAAAUAAUCCAUUUUGGCUGCUGCCAGGACUCCAACAUCUAUUACCUCCAUCCUCUUCUGCAUUCCCAACAGUGUCCAGGCUUAGUGUCUAAUAAGCUCUUGGACCCUGGCUCUCCAAGGGCUUAG
This is a messenger RNA of Elephantulus edwardii (Cape elephant shrew), 576 nucleotides long. Its product is annotated as divergent paired-related homeobox-like. Bases 1 to 576 code for a protein of 191 amino acids. Gene Ontology annotation, biological process: regulation of transcription by RNA polymerase II. The record is from RefSeq and is a predicted model, not a curated record. NCBI's taxonomy places the organism in Eukaryota, Metazoa, Chordata, Mammalia, Macroscelidea, Macroscelididae. Gene Ontology annotation, cellular component: nucleus. The transcript has a single exon. Gene Ontology annotation, molecular function: RNA polymerase II cis-regulatory region sequence-specific DNA binding; DNA-binding transcription factor activity, RNA polymerase II-specific.